CGCAUUAAAAAUCAGAAAAAAAUUACAACAGAAAGUUAUGGUCAUUGUAAUGUAAUAUUAGUUUCAUAAUAUUUUGAUCAUAGAAUAAAAUAAUCAAACACCGCGUCUCUUCUAUGGCCAGAAAAUGACGUUGUUAAGAACCUUUUAAAUUGACAGCUUGAUUUGGUUUGGUUUCCGCUACUGUGCUAUUGUGCUAUUUUUUUGGUUUUUCGUUUAAAAUCUCUGGAAAAUGUCUAUAUCUACUGCUACAGAUGAGCGCACCGAAGGAGAUGAUGAUACAUCACAGGGAAGCCAACCAAAGGAAGAAAGCAGUGACUCUGAAAACGAAAAUGAAAAUGACUCACAGAACCAAAACGGGGGCUCCAUGAGCCCCGAAGUCCACGAGAUAACCAGUGAUGAGGAUGACUGUGUUGUGACUAAUGAUGAUGAAUCAUCUAAUUCUAGUAGUGACUCUAAUGACAGUUCUGAUGCUUCACAGCAGAGCAAUAAAGAUAGGGAGAAAGAUAAGCAGGAACAGCCCUGUGAAAAUGGAGGAGAGGAAUCUGAUAUUGAAGAAGUGACAAUCGAGGAUCCAUUGAAUCAAUGCCAGCAAAAUAAAAAUAAAUCAAUUGUUAUCAAUGACACUAAAAGUUUGGCAGAGCUGGGAAAUAAAUCAGAUCUAAAUGAUGGUGAACAAAACAAGGAACCAACUGUUGUUAUUAUUGACACAAAUUCAAUUUUAUCUGGGAAGACUUCUACACAAAUGCCGAAUAAAAUAAACUCUAGUGCUAUAGAUGCUCAGAAUUUGUGUCAGAGUAUUGCCGCUAGAGGAACAACAAUCACUCCCAUUAGUAGUAAAAGUAAUAGCUCUUCUAAACAAAUACAGAACAGUAGCAUAGUCACUUCCCAACCCAAUAUACUUCCUUCCUUGACGGAUGACAUGUUUGUUGUGGAGGCCCCAUCAUUUAUUGUACCCUAUGUAUAUGAAAAGCCUUCUGUAAAACCCUUCAGAGAGUUUGUAGACAAAUUGGGCAAGGAGCUGGAGGAGAUAAAAAUGAAAGAAGACCAAGAAAAGGUGGAAAAGGAGAAAGUAGAGAAAGAUAAGCGGGAUAAAUUGAGGCAAGAAAGAAUCGCCAGGGGUGAGGAGGUUGAGGAUGAGAUGGGAAGUGAAAAUGAAGCUAAAAAGUUGGCUGAAGAAGCAGCUAAGGAGAAGAAGCUGGAGAAGAAACAGAAGAAGAAACGUAGGACUGAAGACGAUGAUGAUUCCUGGGAUGGGGAGUCAUCAACUGAGUCUGAAGAAGAAGGGAUGAGUGAUGAUGAUACUGUGGUCAUAAAGGAUAAGGAUGACACAGUAGAAGAAGUGUAUGAUCCUGUAAGUUACAUCAUGAAGAAGUCUGGCAAAACUGAUAGUUAUUUUGAUUGUUCCUUAGGCCAGUUCUUCAUAAAUAUUGGUAUAAAUUUGGUUCAAGAGUAUGUUCAGACGGAUUUGUUAAAAACACAAAAUCGAAAACUCUACAAAGAAAAGAAAUCUGGACGCAGCACUAAAGCGACUGAAAGUGCUAUAGCGUCACUUACACAGAAUUUGGCCUACAGUAAAAAACUUAACGCUCCUUACGCUCUUGAACAGAAACGAUGCGAAUUUUGUAGUUUUAAAACAGAAUCAAUUCUAGUAAUGGCCCAUCAUUUAGAAGCACCUCACAUGAAGAACAAUAUUUACAAAUGUAAUACAUGUCCUUUCGAAAUCCGAAGUCCACAUGACAUAUUAUACCAUAUGGAAGCCGAGCACAACAUACGAGGCAGAUUAGAGAGAGCACCAGCCUAUCAGCAAUGUCCCAGCUGUCACUUUGAGGAUAACAGCAAAACGAAACUCGCCCGCCAUCUUAUAGCGUGCGCUAAAAAGUUUAAGCCUGAGUACAAUCUGGGACCGCCUAUCGAGUGGGAGCCGCCAGCGAAAAUACCGAAGCUUACAAGAGCACGUAAUAAUGCUGUGGCACCAUAUCAAUCUAAUUUCAAUAGAUCUCAAGUUGGAAUGAGCCCUCUCGGCCGACCUCCUUUGAAUCUGCCAAAUUCUGUCAUUCCCAGUAUGCCUGUACUUGGCAGACCGAGAGGGCGCCCGCCUUUAUCUGCUCCGGCUCGGGCUCCGGUCGCAGGAGUUCCUAUCAUUAGAAGUGGUGUCAUGAUCAUGCACAACAAUCCUCCAAGUGGAACAACUAUCUCAAACUAUCCUAUCAUGCAAAAUAAUCAAGGCAAUCAAUCAGCUACACCUAAGAUAUCGAUUACACCUUUGCCACGGGCUCCACAGCCUUCAUCGUCGAAUUCUACUCACAAUUCUAAAGCGACCUUUGUGAUAUGUGAAAUAUGUGAUGGCUACAUCAAAGACUUGGAACAGUUAAGGAACCAUAUGCAAUGGAUACAUAAAGUUAAAAUUCAUCCUAAGAUGAUAUACAAUAGACCUCCCCUGAAUUGCCAAAAGUGUCAAUUCAGGUUCUUCACAGACCAAGGGCUUGAAAGACACUUGCUUGGGUCUCAUGGUCUGGUUACGAGUUCUAUGCAAGAAGCAGCUAAUAAGGGUAAGGAUGCUGGCCGAUGCCCAGUCUGUGGUAGGGUUUAUCAAUGGAAGUUGCUCAAUCAUGUGUCCAGAGAUCACAACAUGACCCUCAAGCCUGCCCACCUCUCAUAUAAAUGUACAGUUUGUACAGCAACAUUUGGUAUGUACAAACAGUUUGAGAAUCAUGUAUAUUCUGCUCACAGCGUCGUUGCAAAACGUGUGAUCGAUAAAAAUAAAACAACCCCACCUACAGCCAAGCCCUCAGAGAGCGAUCCACUUCUUAAGCCACUCAAAAUAAGCGAUGAGAUCACAAUAAUACCUCAGCCUGCUAAAUCGUCAGUAACCAUCACCGCCAAGGGUAAAUAACAAUAAAGCCUGGAAGUGUUGCUGCAGUUGGACUCACAAUAUUAACCCCGAAUUGCUUUGUCAGUGAUGCACUUCCAAGGUAGUAGUUGCAGUAUUCUGUACAUUAUUAUAAAUCAUGUAAAACCAAUCUUAUUACCAAUAUUGUAGUAGGAGGUCGAUAAGUAAUCUGACUAUUUUCAUUAACCAAGCAAAUGUGUUAUUUUUAUUAAUGAUGGAAGUUAAAUAAAUUCAAAGUAUCUGUAAGUUGUAAAUUCAGUGUAUAAAACAUGAAUAAUCAUUAAAAUAUAAAUUUUUGUAACCAUUCUAUGUGUUAGCCCCUUGUGUAAUUGUGACCUGUGUGUGCUGUGUUUCUGUCACAAAUUAUAUAACAAAGUAAGAUACGCAUCUUCACUGUAUAAUAGUUGGUGAAAGUUUGAAUGCGCAAGUUAGCCGUUAGUUUUCAUUAAUCAUUGAUAAGUAAUUUAUUUGCAAAAAAAAAAAAAUACCUUUCUCUUGUAUAAUCUGUGACAAUUAUAGAUUACUGUCUGCCUAUUUUAUUUUAUUUUUAAUACUUGUUAUAAUCCGGAUUAUUUUCAGGAUGUAUUAUAAUAUAUUAUAGGUAGACAUUAAUGUUAAAUGUAAAUCAAUUAUGAUGUAUAAUGUAAGGUGUUAGUUAAGUUAACGGUAGGUAUAAUAUUAAGGUUACAAUGUAUUGACCCCAUGAUGUUUCCACUCCCAAACGCCUGCACUAGCCAUAUACACCUACAAGACACAUUAGACAUUUCAUUCUGAUCUCAGGCUAGACUGGAGUGUUGAUUUGGUAAAAGUUUACUAAAUUGUUAACGUACUUAUAGAACUGAGAAUGAUGUAUUUUUUUUUAUUUAAUAAAAAAGACCACUGUAAGUAU
Molecule: messenger RNA, 3779 nt
Organism: Danaus plexippus (monarch butterfly)
Lineage: Eukaryota; Metazoa; Arthropoda; Insecta; Lepidoptera; Nymphalidae
Product: MOG interacting and ectopic P-granules protein 1-like
Exons: 2
Coding region: 230-2893 (887 amino acids)
Biological process (GO): regulation of gene expression
Cellular component (GO): nucleus
Source: RefSeq, a predicted model, not a curated record